Molecule: messenger RNA, 1551 nt
Organism: Cyclocybe aegerita
Lineage: Eukaryota; Fungi; Basidiomycota; Agaricomycetes; Agaricales; Hemipholiotaceae
Source: the annotation of a GenBank genome assembly
AUGCAAUUCCAAUCCCACAACCCCUCUGUAUCCACCUCAAUCUUGGCCUCACUUCAAGAGGCCCCGUUCGCUCUCGUUUCAGUGGAACAGACAACCCCAGCAGUCAAUAUUCAGAUGAAUGCCACUCAUCAGAAGGACGCCGGUUUUUCUGCACGUCUUCCAUUUGUCGACCAAAAUGACGAUGAGUCCAGCAUUUCACAGUCGUCUGGUACGACCCCAAGCAGCACUAGCGAGUCAGCAUCAACUCCCCCGACGUCCGUGGAUGGACAAUCGGCUCCAUAUAACCCAGAGGCGGAACAGGAGAAACCUGCUGAGGAUCAAGUGGAGGGUACUGAAAGGGGAGCAAGAGCGGCACAGAGGACCGGGAUUCCUUCUUUGGAUUCGGCGACAGGCGAGACAAAGAAGAGGAGGGUGAAGAAGGGCUUGAAGAAUCCCUUAAAGAAACGGCUAACGACCACUGGUUUUUAUCAACAUGCCCCUUCAGAGGACGCGGCGCAGCUCAAGCCGGGUAAAAGGCCUAAAGUGACUCGUGUCAAUGGCCGUCUGGACCCCGGUGUGUCCUCCAGAGGACAUGCUCUCAUCCCUCCACCUCCUCCAGCUUCUAGCAGGGCAGGCCUUGUUGUGGCUGCCACCGCCCCAGCCGGUGGGCACCAACCGAGCUCUGGGAACACCAAGCGACUGACGCGUCGAGACAAUGCGAGCCCGUACGGAUUACCUACCGUUGCGGGCCCAUCCACUUCUCAGGCAAAGACGAAGCAAUCAAGGAUCAAAAAUUCUUUUCCUGCCUUCGAUGUGAACACUGACUUGGCACCAAAGCCGGACAAUUCGAUGGCGGUUGUAGCUCAAGAUUACGCUCUGCGUUCUCAACCAUCAUCCGACCAGCCUCCUACAUCACCACUUCAUUCGGCACCAUCCAUGAGUGGUCCACAAGAAAUAUACGCGACCGGAUUCCACAGCGCUGUUCUCCCAAGUGACGGACGGCCCCACGGCCUAAACCAGGGUCCUCAUUUCCCUGCCGCUUGUGUGCCCACCCAAGCGGCCAACGUCAAUUUCCACCAGGAAGCGGCUGGUGUGCCUCACGUCGGGGCGGCCGUUCAUAUGGCCGUGGCCCAACCAAGUGCUUACUCAGACAAUAUAAUACAAUACCAAUCACCAGGCCUUGUCUGCCAUCAGCACCACGAUGCGCCGACCAUCUUGAACGCCUCCGGUUCCCAGAUAGCCCCUGUUGUACCCAUUUGCGGUAACCAGAGAACCGCGACCUAUCGUCAACCCCUGCCCCAGGGUCACAGACGACAAAUGGCCUUUGAUGCUCAAGCCUCCCUUCAGCAAGAUUCCUUGUACGACAACCGGGGGCCUCAAGCCCAGGUGGCACUCCCAUCUGACUACUACUCGACACCUCUGGGAGCGUACUACCCUCAGCAUCCCCGCCAUGUUCUUGUCAUAGACUGGGAGGGGUACUACACUCAUCAGGCUAGUGCAGUGGAACCCCAUGGUGACACAUAUGACGCUUGGGCAGAGAAACACGGCGCACAACACCCUCGAUUCCAGUGA